Messenger RNA from Monascus purpureus, 363 nucleotides. The record is from the annotation of a GenBank genome assembly. NCBI's taxonomy places the organism in Eukaryota, Fungi, Ascomycota, Eurotiomycetes, Eurotiales, Aspergillaceae.
AUGCCUACCGAUCUAGACGGCGACUCUGAGAUGGCCUCAUCUCCCGAAUCCGAACAUGACUCCCAGCUCGGUUCCCGCACACCUACCGACAAGGCACGCGGUUCCCGCUUUGUUGGAUCCGAGCUCUCCCCUCCAGGUUCGCAGACACGACAGGCGCCCGAACCACUCGGUCUGAGAUUUGACAAGGGAACCACGAAGAAAGAUGCCGUGAAGGAAGCGGAUAAACCUGGAGCGUCGUGGAUGAAUAAACGCUCCGAGGAAGAGUAUCAGCGGGCGAUGGAAUAUGUGGUCGAUAAGGACUUUAGUUUACGGGAGUUUGGAGACCCAUUUGAUGAGAGGGAUAUGCAUGAGGAAUUAUUCUAA